CAUAAGCCCAAAACAUUUCUCCCGCAGAUGAGAGUCUAGAGGGAGCGACAGGGAUGAAGGAGGGGAGCGCGGUUCUCGAGUGAAAAAUGGGCUCCAGCGCCCAGCUAGCCGUACCAAUCAGCAGGCUGACUGCAUUGCGAUGUCCGGGACACAGUUCGGCCUCCCUGAGUGCGCUGUGUUCGUGAGUUAUUGUGAAGUUUAACAUGUGGGAGGAGGAGGAGGUGGUGGUGGUUUUGUCGAGAGCGACGUCUCCUCUCCAGUUGUCCAGGACAAGAUGGCAGCAGCGCAAGCAGAUGUCCACGGCAUGAGUACAUUUAUAAGUGUAUAAAAUGUUCGGAGAAGAAUCGGAUCCUACCAACUCUUACUCUAUGUGAAGGUAUGGCCUCACAAGUUUUGGUCUACCCACCACAUGUUUAUCAAACUCAGACAAGUGCCUUUUGCAGUGUGAAGAAACUCAAAGUCGAACCCAACAACUGUGUUUACCAUGACAGGGCCUUCCCACUGACUUUUUUGAAUGGUAGAACCCUUGGCAUUGCACAGCCGACAUACAAGACACGAGACUUUGCAGCUGGCCAACACCGCUGGCAGAACUUUCCAGUGCAGACUGUCGCCGUACGAGGUGUACAGCGACAAAAGACCAGUGCAGCAGCACCUCAUAAAGAAAGAGGUGUUCUGUUACAGGGAAAAGAGCCGGAAGACCCGGAAAAAGGCAGGAAGAGCAGCAGUGGAGCUUCAGGGGCAGCUGGAGGGGUCAGGGGUGAGGACAGUGGAAGUAGAGGGGGAGGCGGAGGAGAAGGUGGUGGAGGGGCUGACGAGAGGAAGGGAGAAGACACCUGUAAUUUUAACUUGGCGGACAGUUCCCAGCGAUGCGGGCUGAAACGUAAGAGCGAGGAGCUUGAGAACGUGGGAAGCGCCAUGCAGAUAGUAGAGGACCUGUCCAUGUUACCCGCAAUGUUGCAAGCAAAUGUGGGGAACCCACCGGUGGCGGUCCCAGCAGCGGUAGGAGGAGGGCCUGUAAAACAGGGAGGUGGAACCGGCAAUGGGGACGGCGACUACCAGCUGGUGCAGCACGAGGUUCUUUGUUCAAUGAAGAAUACUUAUGAGGUGCUGGACUUUCUUGGCCGCGGUACCUUUGGCCAAGUGGUCAAAUGCUGGAAACGAGGCACCAGUGAGGUGGUGGCCGUAAAGAUCCUGAAAAAUCACCCAUCGUAUGCGCGACAGGGCCAGAUCGAGGUGGGCAUCUUGGCCCGUCUCAGCGGAGAGAACGCGGACGAGCAUAACCUGGUGCGGGCUUUCGAGUGCUUCCAGCACCGUAACCAUACCUGCCUUGUGUUUGAGAUGCUUGAGCAGAACCUGUAUGACUUCCUCAAGCAAAACAAAUUCAGCCCGCUGCCUCUGAAGGUGAUCAGGCCCAUUCUUCAGCAGGUUGCUACAGCACUGAAGAAGUUGAAAGCGAUGGGUUUGAUUCAUGCUGAUCUGAAGCCUGAAAACAUCAUGCUUGUGGACCCUGUGCGACAGCCGUACCGGGUGAAGGUCAUAGACUUUGGCUCAGCAAGCCAUGUCUCCAAAGCAGUUUGCUCCACGUACCUCCAGUCACGGUACUACAGGGCUCCGGAGAUCAUUCUGGGCCUGCCGUUUUGUGAAGCCAUAGACAUGUGGUCGCUGGGCUGUGUGAUAGCUGAGCUCUUCCUGGGCUGGCCCCUCUACCCUGGGGCUCUGGAGUAUGACCAGAUUCGCUACAUUUCCCAGACGCAGGGCCUACCAGGAGAGCACUUGUUGAACGUGGGGACUAAGACAUCACGUUUCUUCUGCAGAGAGUCGGAUUCCCCUUAUGCAGCAUGGAGACUGAAAUCAACAGAGGAACAUGAGACAGAAACAGGGAUGAAAUCAAAAGAAGCCAGAAAGUACAUAUUCAGCUGUUUGGAUGAUAUAGCGCAUGUGAACUUGGUGAUGAAUCUGGAAGGCAGUGACUUAUUGGCAGAGAAGGUGGACCGUGGAGAGUUUGUGGUCUUGCUGAAAAAGAUGUUGUUAAUAGAUGCAGAAAAGAGAAUAGUCCCCAGUGAUGCCCUCAACCAUCCCUUUGUCACCAUGCAGCACUUGCUGGACUUUCCCCAAAGCAACCAUGUGAAAUCUUGUUUCAACAUCAUGGAUGUGUGCCGGUCGCGUCCUGGCACAUACGACACCAUCAACCGGAACAAGGCUCCGUUUGUGAGGCCUGUCACCACCUCGGCGCCCAACCUGACCGUGCCCUUCAGCAAGAUGGCCGGCGUGCACCCUCAACCUUUAGCCCCAUCUGCACCCUCUGUUAUGCAUCCUGGGAUCCCACUGCAGACAGGUGCUCAGUUUGGGGACUCCUUUCAGCAAGCACUGAUUCUCUGUCCCCCAACCAUACAAGGCCUCCCUCCAAAUCCAAAUAAGCCAGCGGGCUAUUCUGUAAGAAUGGAGAACACGGUGCCCCUUGUUACCCAGGCCCCAGCCAUCCAGCCUCUACAGAUUAGACCAGGGGUCAUCACACAGCAGGCCUGGUCUAAUAGGGCCCAGCAGAUCCUGGUACCUGCCUGGCAACAGGUGACCCCAGUGGCCCCCCCAGCAACCACACUGGCUUCUGAUUCUGUGGCAGGUCCACAGAGACUGGCAGACUGGGGCAAAGUUCGUCCCCAUGGUAACCAUUACAGCUCCAUUAUCCCCCACCCCCAGCCACUCCUAACCAACCAAAUGACAAUGUCAGCACAUCAACCAAUUAGCAUAGGCAUCGCUCAUGUGGUGUGGCCACAGCCAGCUGCUAACAAGAGAAAUAAACCCUGUGGAAACAGGAGUAACUUCUUACACAACACCAACACCCAAAACUCCACUUGCCAAUCCCCAAAGAUGGCUAACCUUGGAAAAAACCCAGAGGAAGAGGAGGAAGUAGAAGAUCACUGUCCAGAAGCAGAGUGUGUGGUGGAGGCGGAAUCACAGGCAGUGGAGGAGGAGGAACCUAUGUGUUGUAAGGUGGAGCCGGAACCAAAUGAGCUGGGUGUCUCGCAGAAGCAGAGGCAGGCGAUUGUGAUAGCAGACACACCAAGCCCAAGUAGUAGUGUCAUUAGCAUCAGCAGUGAUACAGAUGAGGAAGAUGAGCAGAGAGCACAGAGACACUCAUUAGAGUGUAAAGGCAGUCAGGAUUGCGAGGCUUGUCAGAGCACUCUGAAUAUGGAGCGUGUCUGUUCCCUUAGCAGUCCUGACUCAAGCCUCAGUACCAGCUCUUCAACCUCACUGCAGUCCAGCGCUUCACCCUGCAAGAGGCCUAACAGUAUGUCUGAUGAUGAACAAGAGAGUGGCUGUGACACAGUCGACGGCUCGCCUGCCUCUGAUUCCUCUGGUCGAGCAGACAGUCCUUUUCUGGAGAGUCGCUACAUUGCUGACCGGAACGAGAACUGCAAACCCCGUGUAACCACAGAGACAGAGUCGGGCAAACCGCCCAUACGGACCAUGGUGGUGCCUCCCAUGAGGGUUCAGAACAACAAUGAACCCUUGGCCAGGACAGUACUAGAGUCAUCGUGCCUGUCCAAAGGCCGCAGUGGUCACAACAGACAGUUCCACCACUCUGUGUCACUUCUGAACCGGCAACCGAAGAUCACACCUGCAUCCCAGGCCCAGCACCCCCCACAGCCACAGCAGCCACCGCCCACUUUUGGACAGGUCCAGCAUUACAACUCCUCCCACCAGGAGUGGAACGGCAACUACAGCCACCGCCGGCCUCAGGCCUUCAUCCCCCCUACAAUACAUGGCCACACUUUUACGUUACCACACGGCAGCCCCACCCACACUACGGCCCACCCACCUCCGCCACACUUAGGCGUCCACCCCCAUGCCCAUGCCCAGCCCGCCCUGCUCUCCUACCCCGCUUCUGCUCCUCUGGUAACAGCCACCCCCAUGGCCCACCUCCUGGCCUCUCCUGGGGCCACACGGACCCACGUCCUUCAGCCGGCCUACAGCCUGUCCCACCCAGCCGGCCACAUGGUGCACCCUGUCGCCGUGGGCCUCAACCCCCGCCUGCUCCCAUCGCCUACCCUCCACCCCCAGGGCCAGUUCAAGCCCCUCUUUCCCCCACACUCCUACAUUGCCUCACCUGCAUACGCAGGCUUCCCCCUCAGCCCCACCAAACUCAGCCAGUACCCAUACAUCUGAGGCCCGCUUCUCAGAGGGGGCAGCCUGCCUAUGCCAGUUCCCUAGCAUUGGCCUUUAGGCCUAGAGCGGUGCCCUUUACAGGAACCACAAACCACCUGGUUUUCAUGCCCAAAGCCAUGGCACAAGAGAGAAAGCAAGCUAUUUUUCUG
Messenger RNA from Pygocentrus nattereri (red-bellied piranha), 4316 nucleotides. RefSeq names its product homeodomain interacting protein kinase 3b (gene hipk3b). The transcript has 16 exons. The coding region runs from base 379 to 4167 and encodes 1262 amino acids. Gene Ontology annotation, molecular function: ATP binding; protein serine/threonine kinase activity; protein tyrosine kinase activity. Gene Ontology annotation, biological process: peptidyl-threonine phosphorylation; peptidyl-serine phosphorylation. NCBI's taxonomy places the organism in Eukaryota, Metazoa, Chordata, Actinopteri, Characiformes, Serrasalmidae. Gene Ontology annotation, cellular component: cytoplasm; PML body; nucleus. The record is from RefSeq and is a predicted model, not a curated record.